Molecule: messenger RNA, 975 nt
Organism: Heterocephalus glaber (naked mole-rat)
Lineage: Eukaryota; Metazoa; Chordata; Mammalia; Rodentia; Bathyergidae
Gene: Id3
Product: inhibitor of DNA binding 3
Biological process (GO): cell differentiation; negative regulation of transcription by RNA polymerase II; circadian regulation of gene expression
Cellular component (GO): nucleus; cytoplasm
Molecular function (GO): protein dimerization activity; transcription regulator activity
Source: RefSeq, a predicted model, not a curated record
UCUAUAAGAGCGGGCGGCGGCAGGACUGCGCGCGUUUCGAGCUCCUGUAGUCCUUAGUGGGUUUCGGUCCUCUCGGCACUUCCAGCCUCAAUCCCCGACAUGAAGGCGCUGAGCCCGGUGCGCGGCUGCUACGAGGCGGUGUGCUGCCUGUCGGAACGCAGUCUAGCCAUCGCGCGGGGCCGCGGUAAGAGCCCAGCUGCCGAGGAGCCGCUGAGCCUCCUGGACGACAUGAACCACUGCUACUCGCGCCUGCGGGAACUGGUGCCCGGAGUCCCGCGAGGCACUCAGCUUAGCCAGGUGGAAAUCCUGCAGCGCGUCAUCGAUUACAUCCUCGACCUGCAGGUGGUCCUAGCCGAGCCGGCCCCUGGACCCCCAGACGGUCCGCAUCUCCCCAUCCAGACAUCUGAGCUUGCUCCGGAGCUUGUGAUCUCCAACGACAAGAGGAGCUUCUGCCACUGACCCGGCAGUCCUGGCACCUUCAGAACGCAGGUGCUGGCACCCGUUCCGCCUGGGACCUGGGGACCCUCUUCGGCCGGAAUCUCGAGGGCAUGGAUGAGCCCCAACCUCGCCCGGCCCACUUUACUUCCCCAGACUCCUGCCUGGAGGCUGGACCUGGCACCCGAGAGUGAAGGACUGUGAACUUGGGUGGCCUGAAGAGCCAGAGCUAGCUCUGGCCACCAGUUGGGCAACAUCACUGCCCCCACCUCACCCUCAAGUUUUAAGGACUUGUCUUUGCAGAGCGUGGAGAGCUGGGGAGUAGGGGAUGGCUGCUCUCCAACUCUGCCAAGGCGGCAUUAGAGCUGGUCUUCUGGUCUCCUUGGAAAAAGGCUCUGUUGCCCUUAUUAUGAACUCUAUAAUAGAGUAUAUAGCUUUUGUACCUUUUUUACAGGAAGGUGACUUUCUGUAAUCAUGCGAUGUAUAUUGAACUUUUUAUAAAAGUUAACAUUUUGCAUAAUAAAAACGAUUUUUAAACAC